AACGGCCACAAACAGGAAGAAAACAGACAGUUCUUCCAAAGCAGAGGGAGGUUGGGCUAGCUUAGCAGCCUGUUUUACACUGGUACAGUAAUGAAACGGCCUUGAGAGGCAGGAAUAAACUGGUGUUUUAUCAUGCAGUAUCCGGAGUAGUGACUGUAUCCACCGAUACUCAGAAAAUAUAAUUCUCCUCGACUUUCCUCCGGUCCGAGUGUUUAAACAAGGUGUGAAUGAGUGACGUGGUGCCUCCCACAGCUCUCAGUGAAGUCCAGCUCCGCUUCCUCUGCCACGAUGACAUAGAGAAUGUCAAGCUGCUCUGUGGUGAUUGGUUCCCAAUCGAAUACCCAGACUCAUGGUAUCAGGACAUCACCUCCAACAAGAAGUUCUUCUCCCUCGCUGCCACCUUCAGAGGAGGCAUCGUGGGAAUGAUUGUGGCUGAGAUCAAAGGCCGGACCAAAGUACACAAAGAGGAUGGAGACAUCCUGGCCUCCAGUUUCCCUGUGGACACACAGGUAGCCUACAUCCUCAGCCUGGGAGUGGUCAAAGAGUUCAGGAAACAUGGCAUAGGCUCCCUACUGCUGGACAGUUUGAAGGAGCACAUCUCAACAACAGCCCAGGACCACUGUAAGGCAAUCUACCUACAUGUCCUCACCACCAACAACACUGCCAUCCACUUCUAUGAGAACAGGGACUUCAGGCAGCACCACUACCUGCCCUACUACUACUCCAUACGAGGAGUCCUCAAAGAUGGAUUCACAUAUGUGCUCUACAUCAAUGGGGGUCAUCCACCCUGGACAAUAUUUGACUAUAUCCAGCACAUUGGUUCCACCCUGGCCAGCCUGAGCCCCUGCUCCAUCCCACAGAGAUUGUACCGACAGGCUCAGUCCCUGCUGCGCUCUCUGCUGCCCUGGUCCAACAUCGCCUCCAAGACUGGCAUACAGUACAGCAGAACAAUGUGACAUAACAUGGAGCACAAGUGUUCAGUUUUUCAUCAGUCUUCCCCUGUACACACCAAGAUGUACACACAUGCACUCACAUUCUUAAUCACGUAUGGCUUUCCACACCCUGUGCAUGACACAGGACUCAGGUUCAACCUGUGUUUGACCGUUCACGUACUGGAAUAUUUCUCCACAUUCAAUAUACAUUUGGCACUGCUCACACAUGAUCCGGGUCAGCAGCUGUAGUUCUGCACCCACUACUAAACAGGGUUAUUGCAUUGCAACAUCAUUCAAAGUGCAAUGUUGUGUUCACACUGACAGACCGUGCGAUCUGGUAAAACCACAGGAUUUCUUUUAGUUGUUCAGGUACUAUACUGUCCCAUAUUACUCUAUCCCAUAAUUACAGUAGUGACCUGUUGUGUUUGCCCAGUCAUACCAAAGCUGAGCAGUGUCAGACCCGCUUUCGCCCCAGGCAGCAGAGCACGGUGGAGGACCUGGUUCUUUUAUGUUGGCCCAGGAACACAGACGGCAAGCACAGGUCAUUCUUUUGUUGAGAAAGGGGUGUAACACACACUGGGAUCCCUACAGAGACUAAAGGUUCAAACCUUGUCUAUCUUUCUGUCUCCCUUCAUCCUGUUCACUACUGUCACAGAGACUAUGUAUACUGUUUGUAUAUUAUAUAUACUAAGCUAAUAUAUAAAUUUCUCUCAAUAUGUAUGUCUGUUCUAUGCUGUCAGUAGGCCUAGUUGGAAGAUAACCCAUCCAUUUCCCUUUCCAGAUCCAGAGUCAAUUCCAGUGUAAAAUAGACACUCAGCUAAACUGGACUGUGAAUCUAGUUGUGUUAAUAGGCUGGUAGGGUAGAAAAAAGCUAAUUGUACAGUGGAAACUUUGAGAUGUAAUGUAGAUGGCUAAUACAGUAUCUUCAAUAGUAACUGGAGUUUUCAGAAAGGAUUCUUUCCUUUUGAAACCUGAUGAAAAGAUUUUUUGUUCAAAAUAAUUGUACUGGAAACUGAACUGUUGACCUCAGUACAGAAAUAUGAGGUCGUUACAGUUGCUGCUCAUUCAGUACUUAGUGCAACACAGAAAACUGACACUUCACUAAUUAUGCAGUGCUGUUAGUCUUACAAAAAAUAUGAUCUUAGGUCUAAGGAAAGUGGCCUUUCUACAUUGUUUCAAAAUGUUUCCCAUGUAUAAUUCAUACAAGAGUAAGGGAGAGUUUCUCGAGUCCUUAUUUUAGAGUUUUUAAAUGGUAACUGGCUACAGCCCUGUCUCUCUGCUCUUUGGCUGUAAAAUUGCUGCUAAUGUAGAGCAAUGUCCAUUUGUUUGUCCAGAUUUUAAAAAUAUGGCCCAGAUUAGAUUUUUUAUGUCGGCCGGUAGGAGAGAUGAGAAGAAAAGGUAAAGUAAUGUUCCCAGACACAAACAUCAUACACCCUGUGUGCCUGAGUGCAUGCAGGUGUGUAUGUCUGUGUGUGUGUAUGUAUAUGCAUACAUGGUUUAGAGAUUAGCACCUUGUAAGUGCCAAAUGUUGGUCAGAUCUGUCUAUGGGAGACAAAUGUAGUAAAGUUCACCCAACAUGUUGACUGGUAACUUUGUAAGUGAGUAACAUUGUAGUUUCUUAAUUUUAUUGCAUUCUGUUGCACUUCAUAAUAAAUUACAAACCUGAUCCAAUGUUUCAGUCAGUGAGCAAAUCUUAGAUUUUAUAUAUGACAUAGGACUGAAAAGGUAAAGGUGACUGUGGGAAAAUUGUGCAUUCAAAUUUAAAAGGCAGAAGUUUCUCAAUUUACCAGCCCUGGAUGGGUGACUCAAAAGUAAAUUUCAGACAUGGUGUAUGCAAUAAAUUUGUUUGAUUUGAUUGAUUGUAAGGACCGAGUCCAUCUGACUGCCCCUGCUGUAUGACUAUUUUACACUGUUCUAAUAUUUUCAUUGUGAUUAUCAUAUUACAUUGUUAUAAACCUGAGCCUUGUUUUCAUUCACAAUA
Molecule: messenger RNA, 2913 nt
Organism: Lates calcarifer (barramundi perch)
Lineage: Eukaryota; Metazoa; Chordata; Actinopteri; Centropomidae
Product: N-alpha-acetyltransferase 60
Exons: 7
Coding region: 228-956 (242 amino acids)
Biological process (GO): N-terminal peptidyl-methionine acetylation
Cellular component (GO): Golgi membrane
Molecular function (GO): histone acetyltransferase activity; protein-N-terminal amino-acid acetyltransferase activity
Source: RefSeq, a predicted model, not a curated record